Messenger RNA from Vitrella brassicaformis, 1165 nucleotides. NCBI's taxonomy places the organism in Eukaryota, Vitrellaceae. The record is from the annotation of a GenBank genome assembly.
AUGUGAGUAGAAGACGAUUUGGGGGACUCAUUUGCUGAUCUGUCACUCCGUGCCGCAUGUCCGUGCGCGUCAGCAGCAGCAGCAGCAGCAGCAGUUCCCCCGAUGAGCGACAGGCCUGUAGGGCACCUCUACGGCCGUGACGUGUAUGCGUUUGGCGAUGGCGGCUACGCGUUCGAGGCCAAAGGGGAUCUGCGCCCUCUGCGCAAAGAGGACUGCAAGGCCGUCAGCCUAUUCGCCAAUUAUUCGCCGACGUCCAAAGGUACAGUCUGCCUGCCUGCCUGACUGUCUGUGAGUUCUCUCUGUGUGUGUGGCUUGUGUGGUCAGUGAGGAUACCGACGGCUUCAUCCAGCUGCCAUCCGGUGUCCGCUACCGCAUCGUUCAGCGCGGUGAUGGCCAAGCGCCUACACUCAACCAGACCGUCCGCAUAGACAACCUCGUGUGGCAGGGCGACGGCGAGGGCUUCAACGACCGCUCGCGGCCGCGCUAUCGCGAGGUGGAUGAGCGCAUUGACGACAGCAUGCCUGAGUGGCGUCGGGAGGCGCUGCUGAGCAUGAAGGUGGGGGAGGUCCGGCGGCUGAUUGUGCCGGCCACGGUGGAGGACGGCCGCCGCCGACAUGAGCUGCGGCUGUGGGCUAUUGUCAACGAGCGUUGAUGCCCAGGCGGCUUUUCUUCAUUGUUUUUUCUUUUUCUUUUUUGUCGUCGGCUGGGGGCAGCGCUGCCCUCUUGUCUGUGGAUGUAUGCUUGAUGGUCUCUACCUAGCGAGGAAGGGGUGGAUGCACAACCGAUAUGUGAGAAAAAAGAAAGGAGAGCGUGAUGUGGAUGGCUGUCUGCGUCAGAGUAGUGUAUCUUUGUGGGGUUCUCUCUCCGUGUGCGGGCCGCCUCUGCUGUCCUCGAGCACAUCACUCACUCACACAUACAAGGAGCUGUGAGCUCUCGGGCAGCAGAUUCGACAGCGCAUGGAGGGAAAGACUGCGCAGGAUAGAUAGCUGUGGCUGCUGUUCAAUUAGCAAGACAGGCAGUUUUCCGUGGUUUCUCGUGUGUGAGUGUUUCUUGCCUGCGUAGUACGUCGCUGGCCUUUCGGACAAAGGACAUAGUGCAUGUGUGUGAUGUCACGUUGGGCUGUCAAGCAGACGGUUUCGAAUUGAGAUGAAAUAUACCGGUGUGU